Messenger RNA from Gorilla gorilla gorilla (western lowland gorilla), 4628 nucleotides. RefSeq names its product microtubule associated protein 7 (gene MAP7). NCBI's taxonomy places the organism in Eukaryota, Metazoa, Chordata, Mammalia, Primates, Hominidae. The record is from RefSeq and is a predicted model, not a curated record. Gene Ontology annotation, biological process: microtubule cytoskeleton organization. Bases 909 to 3137 code for a protein of 742 amino acids. Gene Ontology annotation, cellular component: microtubule cytoskeleton. The transcript has 18 exons.
GAGUGCAUUUUAGUGUAACCAUGCGGAACUGGUCGCUUCUUGAUUUUGUGCCGUAUGUUUCCAUUUGUGUAGGCUUUUUCCCCCCUCAGUAUUUUGUUGCUUAUCCUUUAGAGCGAAAUUGGUUUUUCCUCGGCCAAUAAUCUGUUUCUUUAAAAAAAGAAAAAUUUGUUACCUAUUGCCUUUUUUUCUGGUCUUCCUGAGCAAGCCAGAAGUCACAAGGUCGUUUACUAAACGGAAACCAAGAAAAAGAAAAGCCACAUCAGCCGGCACAAGCCUCUCUAACUUGUGUGCCCUGAGGCUCAUCAGAUGCGAAGUCCUGGCGACAAGAUAGGGUCGCCCGCAGUGGCUUCCUAAAGCGCAGAUCCAGGCCGGCUCCCAGCGUGGAAUCCGACCCAUGUACUUCGCCUCUCCACGUGGCAUCAGAUGCUCUGCCGGCUGUCACCGUGAACUCCAGCCCUCGCGGAGCCGACACUGACCUGGCUGCUUCAGAGUACGGAGGGAAAUAGCGUCUCCGUACCCUCGCCCCACCUAGGCUGCUCCUCGGACCGCCGCUCGUCCCAGACUCCAGGAGGCGCCACCAGGCCUCGCUGACCCCGCUCCAUAUCUCCGGGAGCCCUCAGCUGGUCGGCCGCGGCAACCGGAAGCUCCGGACUGAGGUACUGGUUCCGCCCGCCGCUCUUCCAGCCGAGACUCGGCAGCGGCGGUCGGAGCGGCUGCCACGCCGCACCUGCCCGCGAGGGGGCGCGCUGGGCCCACGCCGCAGCCGACUGCCGCGCUCUCUGCCCCCGCCCUCCGCCGUCCCCUGGCUGCGCUCACCUGUCUGGGCCGCUGGCUUGGGAGGUGGGGGCCGGCGGGAGCCAAGCCGAGGAAAGGGCGGAGCGGCUCUCCGGGCGCGUCAUCGGAGCACCAUGGCGGAGCUAGGAGCUGGCGGCGACGGCCACAGGGGCGGCGACGGCGCAGUGCGAAGCGAAACAGCACCCGACAGCUACAAAGUGCAAGAUAAGAAAAAUGCCUCCAGCCGCCCUGCCUCUGCAAUUUCAGGACAAAAUAACAACCACUCAGGAAAUAAACCAGACCCUCCGCCUGUGUUACGUGUUGAUGACCGGCAGCGGCUGGCCCGGGAGCGACGUGAGGAACGGGAGAAACAGCUAGCUGCAAGAGAAAUAGUGUGGUUAGAAAGAGAAGAGCGAGCCAGGCAGCACUACGAGAAGCACCUGGAAGAGCGGAAGAAGAGGUUGGAGGAGCAGAGGCAGAAGGAGGAGCGGAGGAGGGCUGCCGUGGAGGAGAAGCGGAGGCAGAGACUUGAGGAGGACAAAGAACGCCACGAAGCUGUUGUACGGCGCACAAUGGAAAGGAGCCAGAAGCCAAAACAGAAGCAUAACCGUUGGUCGUGGGGAGGCUCUCUCCAUGGGAGCCCUAGCAUCCACAGUGCAGAUCCAGACAGGCGGUCAGUUUCCACCAUGAAUCUUUCGAAAUAUGUUGAUCCCGUCAUUAGCAAGCGGCUCUCCUCUUCAUCUGCAACUUUACUAAAUUCUCCAGAUAGAGCUCGCCGCCUGCAGCUCAGCCCAUGGGAGAGCAGCGUUGUUAACAGACUCCUGACGCCCACACAUUCGUUCCUGGCCAGAAGUAAAAGCACAGCUGCCUUGUCUGGAGAAGCAGCAUCUUGCAGCCCCAUCAUCAUGCCCUACAAAGCUGCACACUCUAGAAAUUCGAUGGAUCGACCAAAACUCUUUGUAACACCACCUGAGGGCUCUUCUCGCAGGAGGACCAUUCAUGGCACAGCGAGCUAUAAAAAAGAAAGAGAGAGAGAAAAUGUACUCUUCCUCACAUCUGGCACCCGAAGGGCUGUAUCUCCAUCUAAUCCCAAAGCAAGACCACCAGCUCGCUCCCGACUUUGGCUUCCGUCCAAGUCUCUUCCUCAUUUGCCUGGCACACCCAGACCGACAUCCUCCUUGCCACCCGGCUCAGUCAAAGCUGCUCCUGCUCAGGUCCGGCCCCCAUCCCCCGGCAACAUCCGCCCUGUCAAGAGGGAAGUCAGAGUGGAGCCUGAGAAGAAAGAUCCUGAGAAGGAACCUCAGAAAGUUGCCAAUGAGCCCUCACUAAAGGGCAGAGCACCUUUAGUGAAGGUAGAAGAAGCCACAGUUGAAGAGCGGACACCUGCUGAACCAGGAGUUGGCCCUGCUGCUCCAGCCACGGCCCCAGCUCCAGCCUCGGCCCCAGCUCCAGCCCCGGUCCCCACCCCAGCCAUGGUCUCAGCCCCGUCAUCCACUGUGAAUGCCAGUGCUUCUGUUAAGACUUCUGCAGGCACCACCGACCCAGAGGAGGCCACAAGGCUUCUAGCUGAGAAGAGGCGGCUGGCCCGAGAGCAGAGAGAAAAGGAAGAAAGGGAGAGGAGGGAGCAGGAAGAGCUUGAAAGACAAAAGAGAGAGGAAUUGGCUCAACGUGUGGCUGAAGAGAGGACUCGCCGUGAGGAGUCGUCGCGCAGGCUGGAAGCCGAGCAGGCCCGGGAGAAGGAGGAGCAGCUGCAGCGGCAGGCGGAGGAGCAGGCGCUGCGCGAGCGGGAAGAGGCAGAGCGCGCCCAGAGGCAGAAAGAAGAAGAAGCUCGCGUUCGUGAAGAAGCAGAGAGGGUCCGGCAGGAACGAGAGAAGCAUUUCCAGAGAGAAGAGCAGGAGCGCCUGGAGAGAAAGAAGCGACUUGAGGAGAUUAUGAAAAGAACCAGGAGAACAGAAGCUACAGAUAAGAAAACCAGUGAUCAGAGAAACGGUGAUAUAGCCAAGGGAGCUCUCACUGGAGGAACAGAGGUGUCUGCACUUCCAUGUACAACAAACGCUCCGGGAAAUGGAAAGCCAGUUGGCAGCCCACAUGUGGUUACCUUACACCAGUCAAAAGUGACAGUGGAGAGCACUCCCGAUUUGGAAAAACAACCAAAUGAAAAUGGUGUAUCUGUUCAGAAUGAAAAUUUUGAAGAAAUUAUAAACUUACCCAUUGGAUCUAAACCAUCCAGAUUAGAUGUCACCAACAGUGAGAGCCCAGAAAUUCCUUUGAAUCCAAUUUUGGCCUUUGAUGAUGAAGGGACACUUGGGCCCCUGCCUCAGGUAGAUGGUGUUCAGACACAGCAGACUGCAGAAGUUAUAUGAGUGUUUCUUCUGAAGAACCAAAGCUGAAAUUUAAUGAGAAUUUCUACAAUUAAUGGAAUUCCUUUCCUGCUGUAAAGGAGCAUCCCCUCCACCCGUUUUCUAGAGUUCUUGACCAUCAUUUUGAAAAGAUUUAUUAAAACUAGCUAAAGACAACAGACUGGAUAGCUUUUCUAAUAAUUUUCAUCAAUAGGAAAAAAGAAAUACGUCUCAUUCUUCAAUACUUUAAAAUGGCUUUUUCCAGUGUGCUCCUUCUUAGCAAUCAAUAUUUUUCUGCAUUCUUUAAAAGACAAGAGAAUUUGGUUAUAAAAGAAAUGGGCUGACUAGGCAUGAUUUUUUUGGUCUUAAAAGCUUAACAUGUAAAAUUGGCAAAAAAAAUUUUUACCUUUUGUAAUACUUGAAAAAUAAGUACCUCUUUGUUCUACAAGUAGAAUGAAUAGGAGAAGAGUUUAAGCCUGUUUUUUUAAAUAUUAUUGCAAAGAGCUCUAUUUGUAGAAGCAAAUUAUAGGCAGAUUACCAGGUUCUUAUAAAUACAACUUGUACAUGGACAUUCUGCAAACCCAGCUGUCACAUUUUUCUUGCAACUCCUUUUGCAAAAGCAGACUAAAAUGUUUUAAAAUGUGAAAAAAACAUAAUUUUUUCAAAGCAAGAAAAUAAUUUACUGCCCUCUUACAUAAUGUAUUUAUAAAGUUUUUCCAGAUAAACUAAUCAAAUAAAUUAGAAUAAUGUGACAACAUUACAAAUUUAAUUUGUUAGCUGCAUUCCUUCUGAUGUUACCACGAUAGAAUGUUACUGAUGAUUCAGGGCUAUUUCUGAAGUCUGUAUGUUGCUGCUGUCCCCAGUGAUGGUGGACUUAUCUUUGCCUUACCUGAUCACAAAUUAUGUUGGGGAAAAUAAAGAUUUAAUAUUUCUUUAAAUAGAAAAAGAAUUUGGUUUUGCUCGUUUAAGAGCAAUGAGAAAAUGAUGGAAUGUUGACUGUGUUUGGCACACAGGACAUGGACCUUCAUGGAAGUCCUUGCUCUGCGUGGCAUCUGUCAGCUUUUCACCUUUCAUUCUUAUUCUUCACUUUUGCUGCUGAGCCUAGCUGUACAAACUUGCACUUUCAUUUGCUAAUAUAAAUUCAGUUUUAUUUUACCAUUUUAGAGACUACUAAUGAUUAAAUGUAGAAGGAGAGGGUGCACAUGUUUUUAUGUGGAGUGUUUAAAAGAUAAAUUUAUACCACUGUAAUGUGCCGCUUUUAUUAAAAAAGAAAUUGGUUGAACUGCUAGGUUGAAUGAGAGACUUCAUCUAUUGGACUAUUUUUUUUUAAUCCAGGCAUAUGGUCUUUAGUAAUGGCUUGUAAUUUGUGAAAACAUUAAUUUGGGGGUUUUCCCUGUUUUCAGUUGUCCAUGUACAGAUAGUCAUUAUAUUAGAAAAGAAAUCUGUUCAACAAACUUGUUUAAUUUGUUUAAAUCAACAUAGCAUGAAACACCAAAUAAAAUGUUUGACAUAGUU